AGGAGUAACUCUGUCACCUGCUUGUGCAAUGCAUUUCUAAUAAGCUUCACUGGGAGAGUAGAGGAUCUGGGAGCUCUGAGGAAGAAUUGCUGGAGUGAGCCAUGCAGAGCACCGACUUGAGCCAGACUUUAGCCAAAAGUUGUGCAAGGAGUUACAGCACAGGAAAAUCCCUCCUUGCAGAAGAGCUGCAGGCAGACUCUGCCUGUGCAUCUGUGGGCAAUGUGAGAAGGCGCUGGUGACCGCAAGGUAACAGAUGGCCGGAGGGUCCGUGGUGAGCGCGGAACAAAGCGCUGCGCAUCCCGGGCUGUGCCACCCAGCCGUGCCGAGGGCCAUUGUCCCCGCCCGGCCGCGAAAUCCCCAUUCCACGCUUAGGAGCUGCAGAAAAGAGCCUCGCUCUCUCAGACCUGCAAAAGAGCAUCUCCCCAUGUCGUUCAUUGAAAAUAUGGAAAGGGCAAUGCAUAUAGAAAUCUAAUUAUUGGCAGGCACAGCCCGGCUUUUAGCAUGAUAAUCGUGGGCCCUGGAGCUUUCUUGUGCACGGACCCCUGAAAGAUAAUCAUGAAAGCAGAAGUUAAAACUAUUGAAUUUCCGUCAUUCAUUCAAAAUCCGCUUUGAUUAUGUUGACACGAUUUUUGUUUGUUCCUACACGGCGAUGAGAAGCUGUUAUUAAUCACUUCUAAAUAUUUCAGAGACAAAAGGGGCUGCCCGGCCGGGGCGAUGGGGACAGCGGUGCGGACUGGGAAGGGUGACGGCGGGGUGUCCCUGAUGUCCCCAGCGCUGGGAAGGGGGAAGGGGUGAAGGGGUAAGGGAUCGGUGCCGCCGCCCCCCGGCACCUCCAGCCCACCCCUCUCCCUCCCGCCGCCCUUAAAGCCCGGCCCGCGCCCGGCCGAGCCUCCAGCCCAUGGCCACGGAGCGGGGCUCGCUCGGGCUUCUGGCCCUGCUGCCAUCGCUGCUGCCAUCGCUGCUGCUGCUGCUGCUGUCCCGGGCGGGCAGUGCCGACCGCUGCAGCUGGAGGGGCAGUGGUUUGAGCUGGGAGCCCCGCUCCCGUGCCGUGGAGCAGGUGCACCUGCGCUGCACCGAGGGCUCCCUGGAGUGGAUGUACCCAGCGCGAGCCCUGCGGGUGCUGCUGGAGCCCAACGUGGCCAGCGCCCAGCACAGCACGGUCUGCAUCAAGCCCGCCAGCGACUUCCAGGGCGCCAGCAUCUACGUGGAGCGUGCAGGGCAGCUGCAGCUGGUGCUGAGCGAGGCCGAGGGGGCCCGGCCCCAGCACGUGUCCUGCUUCAGCUCCCCCAGCCCGCAGCGAGCGGCCCUGUUCCUGCAGGCCAGCCCGCAGAGGGACAUCAGCCGCCGCACCGCCAGCUUCCAGUACAAGCUGCUGAGCAACCAGAGCGCCGCCGGCCCCGACUUCCCAAAGAUGGCCCUGCUGGAAGCUAUGUGCCGUCCUUGUGACAACAUGGAACUCCUUAUGGCCAUUUGCAGCAGUGAUUUUGUGGUGAAAGGAUCCAUCCGAAAUGUCUCCCACGACUCAGAGAACCACAUGUCCCAGGUCGAUGUCAGUGUCCAGAAAGUCUACAGGCAGAAAAACCGAAUUUUCCAGCAGGAGGAAGGGGGUGGGGAGUGGAGAGGCCCCAUCCAAACCCUUCUGCAGUGCAAGGUGAAGCAGGGAGGGGGAGAUUUCCUCUUCACUGGGAAUGAACACUUUGGGGAAGCCUGGCUGGGCUGUGCCCCUCGCUUUAAGGAUUUCAUCUUGGUUUACCAGGCUGCCAGAGAAAGGGGAUCCAACCCUUGUGAGUUUGAGCUCAACUGACAUCAGAGACACUGUUGCUGAGAGUUGAAAAAUUUCAGCCCAGUCUUUGGAUACUGAAUGUGGAGCAGAAUUAAAACCAAGGACUAAAAAAAAAGUUAACAAUUCCACCCGAACUGGGAUCUGGAGGAUUUCCUGAAGAUAGUGGCUCUGUGAGCCCUGUGAACUCAGACUUUGAACUCACAUUAAUUUCUCUUUCUUCACAUUUUCUUUGCCUCACAAAAUAACUCUGGAUUUUGGAAAGACACUCUUUUGGGGAAGUUUAGAAAGCAGCCUGUGCUCAGUACUAGAAAAGUCUCUCUAAAAUCUCUUGCUCUGUGAAAAUCUUAUGUGCUUUUUCUCUAGAUAUUUUUCUCCCCUCCCCAGUCUCUGCUUGAUUUCUCUUCCUUUACAGGCAAAUGUGA
Messenger RNA from Ficedula albicollis (Collared flycatcher), 2205 nucleotides. RefSeq names its product meteorin-like protein. The transcript has 6 exons. Gene Ontology annotation, molecular function: hormone activity. Lineage: Eukaryota; Metazoa; Chordata; Aves; Passeriformes; Muscicapidae. Bases 899 to 1804 code for a protein of 301 amino acids. The record is from RefSeq and is a predicted model, not a curated record.